Molecule: messenger RNA, 1239 nt
Organism: Acanthochromis polyacanthus (spiny chromis)
Lineage: Eukaryota; Metazoa; Chordata; Actinopteri; Pomacentridae
Exons: 2
Coding region: 119-958 (279 amino acids)
Biological process (GO): regulation of toll-like receptor signaling pathway
Source: RefSeq, a predicted model, not a curated record
AGCACAGAAGCUCUUUAUAAUUACAUUUGCCAUCACACUGCGCCAUAAGGACUCGCGACUGACAAUCGUAAGAAGCGAAAACGAGGCUAAAAGAGGCAGAAAAGACGAGGAAGGUGUCAUGCUGGCUGAAGGUUUUCUCAGAGUUCUGCGUUACAGGGAGGAGAGAAGGUUUGCCUCCUCUAACAAGCAAAAGAAACGUCAGAUAAACCCUUAUUCUACUGACUCUGUUCUCACCGACUCCACAGAUUUGCAGAGGGUUUCAGCUCAAACAGGGCAAAGCCAGGAAGAGCUUGACUCCACCCAAACCCAGAUGCUUCGGGGUUGUGUCGGCCUCUCAAUCCCCGGCAGUUCACCUAUCAGCACCCUGCACCCUGUUUGUAUAGAAGACUGCAGCCUGCUGGAACAGUAUCCAGACCUACAGGUGGCCGAUUCAGGCCGCAUCUCACACAAUCCGCCGAGAACCUCCGUCAUCCAGCACGAUCUGUACAUCCAUUCCUCUGUCUCUGAAGUUGGCCUCCUCUCACAACCUCCAGCCCUGCAGGAGAAACCAGGUGAUGCAUUGUCAUCCAUGUCAGACCAGGGUUACCUGGUGAUGGGGGCCAGUGUGAACAUCAGCCUGGACCUGCCCGGGUCAGGGUUGGAGCCCAUGUCUAACUCGGUGCUGAACGGGCUGCUGGAGAAGCAGCUGGAGGAGGUUUACAUGCAACAUCUGACUGACAACUUAGCUCGAUGCAACUCCCAUCUGGGAAACAGCCUCCUGCACGGCCUGGUGCCACCGCCACCACCCAACCGGCCUCCCCGAGGGCCCGACUCACUGGAGGCAAGUCUAGAAGAAAACUCAGAAGUCAGCCGCAAUAAAAUCAGUUACCUGAGCACCCAGAACUUAGUGCCCUGCUCAUCCAACUUCAGCUCCCCAGUGUUGAGGAUUUCAGAGUCAGACAACCCUCAUCUGCAAUGAAACCUUGUAAAUGUAGCGCUCAGCUGGCUGUCUUCACUUCUUUUCUUCAGACCAAAGUUUACACACAUAUAGAGGUGACAAAACAAGUGCCAUUUUUACACAAUGCUUUGUUGACUUGCUUAAUGAAAUGAUGCCUCACAGUUUGCUGCUUCCAUAUGCCAUCUGCUGUUAGACUUCAGUACUACACUGUCAUUCAUUCAGAUGUAUUUUUAUUGAUAUUAAAGCUUGGAGUUUGUAUAAGAAGUCUUCAAUAUAUUAAAGCAAGCUGUAAUGAAGUGUCA